AUGACCCUGCCCGGAGGCCCGACGGGCAUGGCGCGGCCGGGGGGCGCGGGGCCUUGCAGCCCUGGGCUGGAGCAGUACCCGCGCCGGAGUGUCGGGGAGCUGCGCCUGCUCUUCGAGGCGCGCUGUGCCGCGGCCGCUGCCGCAGCCGCCGCAGGGGAGCACCGGGCCCGCGGGGCCAAGAGGCGUGGGGGGCAGGUCCCCAAUGGGCUUCCACGGGUUUCCCCGGCCCCAGUGAUCCCGCAACUGACUGUGACGGCUGAGGAGCCGGACGUGGCGCCGGCCAGCCCCGGGCCGCCCGAACCCGAGCGCGGCUGGCUCCCGACCGGGGGUUCGUCGCACCUGCAGCAGCCGCGCCGCCUCUCCACCUCGUCGCUCUCCUCCACCGGCUCCUCGUCGCUGCCCGAGGACUCGGAGGACGAUCUGUUGAGCGACAGCGAGAGCCGGAGCCGCGGCAACGUGCAGCUGGAAGCCAGCGAGGACGCGGGUCAGAAAAGCCACUGGCAGAAGAUCCGGACCAUGGUGAAUCUGCCCGUCAUGAGCCCUUUCAAGAAGCGCUACUCUUGGGUGCAGCUGGCGGGGCACACGGGGAGUUUCAAGGCGGCGGGCACCAAUGGGCUGAUCCUGAAGCGCAGCUCGGAGCCGGAGCGCUCCUGCCUGGCGCGGCUGAUGGCCGACGCGCUGCGCGGGUGCGUGCCGGCCUUCCACGGCGUGGUGGAGCGCGACGGCGAGAGCUACCUGCAGUUGCAGGACCUGCUCGACGGCUUCGACGGGCCCUGCGUGCUCGACUGCAAGAUGGGCGUCAGGACUUACCUGGAGGACGAGCUGACCAAGGCCCGAGAGCGACCCAAGCUGCGGAAGGACAUGUACAAGAAGAUGCUGGCGGUAGACCCUUCGGCGCCCACGGAGGAGGAGCACGCGCAGCGCGCAGUCACUAAGCCGCGCUACAUGCAGUGGCGGGAAGGCAUCAGCUCCAGCACCACGCUCGGCUUCCGCAUCGAGGGCAUCAAGAAAGCCGACGGCUCCUGCAGCACCGACUUCAAGACUACGCGAAGCCGGGAACAGGUGAUCCGCGUCUUCGAAGAGUUUGUGCAGGGGGAUGCGGAAGUACUGAGGAGGUAUCUGAAUCGCCUGCAGCAGAUCCGGGACACCCUGGAGGUCUCCGAGUUCUUCAGGAGGCACGAGGUGAUCGGCAGCUCGCUCCUCUUCGUGCACGACCAUAGCCAUCGAGCCGGCGUGUGGCUCAUUGACUUCGGCAAGACCACGCCCCUCCCCGACGGCCAGACGCUGGACCACAGGCUGCCCUGGGAGGAGGGCAACCGCGAGGACGGCUAUUUGCUGGGGUUGGACAAUCUCAUCGGCAUCCUGGCCAGCCUGGCUGGGAGAUGA
Messenger RNA from Trichechus manatus latirostris (Florida manatee), 1386 nucleotides. RefSeq names its product inositol-trisphosphate 3-kinase A (gene ITPKA). The coding region runs from base 1 to 1386 and encodes 461 amino acids. Lineage: Eukaryota; Metazoa; Chordata; Mammalia; Sirenia; Trichechidae. Gene Ontology annotation, biological process: inositol phosphate biosynthetic process. Gene Ontology annotation, molecular function: inositol tetrakisphosphate kinase activity; inositol-1,4,5-trisphosphate 3-kinase activity. Gene Ontology annotation, cellular component: nucleus; cytoplasm. The record is from RefSeq and is a predicted model, not a curated record. The transcript is spliced from 7 exons.